Molecule: messenger RNA, 984 nt
Organism: Tuber melanosporum (Perigord truffle)
Lineage: Eukaryota; Fungi; Ascomycota; Pezizomycetes; Pezizales; Tuberaceae
Exons: 1
Coding region: 1-219 (72 amino acids)
Source: RefSeq, a predicted model, not a curated record
AUGUUUUAUCUUUUAUAUAUUUUCCUUGCAGCUUUUUUUCUUCUCACCUUCAAUUCUGGGGCUUUUUUUGUUUUUCAUCUUCCUUCAAUUGUCAGGGGAUUUCUUAGCCUUUUGUCGAUCGGAUCGACCGGAACGACGGCUUCCUCCUCCUCUACCAGAGGGAGACAACGAAGACCAGAGGGAUUGGAGAGAGGUUCUUGGAGGCAAGGGUGGGGAUGAGGGGUGUUUGGGGGGGGAAGGAAAGAGAAGGAGCAAGAGAGGGAUACUUGGGGAGGGCAAGCGCAAGGCGGACAUCAAAGGGUCAUAUCCGGAGGAACAAAAAAAAAAAAAAAAGAGAUGGAAAUCAUACAAAAUCAGAAAAAAGGAAAAAAACAGACCUAAAAAAAAACCUCAACGAAAAGUCUGAAAAAAAAGACGGAAAAACAAUUAUAAAAAAACCUUUGUUAACGACCUGUUUAUGCGGGAAGACCCUUUGUUUUUUCAUUUCAUCGUUGUUCUUGCCCUAUCGCCUUUCCCCCUUGCAUCUCCCUCCCUGUUCUUGGCUUUUCGCCUUCCUUCCGUCCUGUACUCCUUUCCUUCCCCCUCUUGCCCUUCCCCACGCAUAACCUUCCACCCUUUCCCCUCCUACCCGCCCACUUACGCACCCUCUACCCUCUACCCCUUACCUUUCCCAUUCCCUGAUGCUAUACCAUACCAUAUACUAUACAAUCACACUCGAUAUUCCGUUCUGUUCUAUUAUACAUAUGCCCGGAGACGGAGACGGAGAGGGAGAGAGAGAAUGUAUGUAUGUAUCGAUGGUGUGAUGGGAGGAAAAAAAAUAUGGGGGUAUUUUUUUCUUUCAAUAUUUGAUUUUUAUAUUUUAUAUUCGGUUUUUUAGGAAUGGCAAAUGGAGUUUUAGGGGUUUUUGUUUUGUACUGUUUGCUUUCGGAAGAUGAGAUGAGAUGAAACGAUAUCCGACUGAAUUUAUGAUUUUGGUGAAUUAAA